AAGGCUGAAAACAAGCUUCUGCUUAAGUGUUUACACUUGAAUUGUUCAAGUGUGUUAACCAAGUUUCUCAAUAAACAGUUUAUAUCUUUAUUUGAAACAGUUUGGCUCCUUCUCAGAUACUUCAAUGUGAUUCAGUUAAGCACCGGAUCCACGGUAAAGAUCAAGACCAUUUCCUUUUGGUCAAAAAGGAAAGCAAAUGGAAAUGGAAAAACGAACGAAACUCACUUGCAAUUUAGCCUCUCACUGAUACAGUUAACCCUUUUUCCCGCAUUCAUUUUUUCGAAAAUUGAUUCAUUUUCCAAUCAUGAAAUUACCAAAUCUCUUGUACCAAAUGGACUUGAAAUAGCUGAAUCUCUGUGUUUUUCCGAUAAAAUCAAUUUUUCCAUUCAAUAGUUACAUUCAGCUGAAAAGGAUGAUUUUUUUAUUGUUGAUCAAUAAAUUUUCAUCAACCAAAUGUUCAAGUUUAUUGUUUUUCAUUGUCAUCAGUUUGAACCUUUUCUCCGGAUUAAAGUGCCAACAGCAGCCUUUUGGCGAUGGACAGUUUAUGGCUAAUCGUUUACGCAACUCGAUUUGGAGUCCAGCCGAGAUUGUACCAAAUCUUUACAACAACCAACAAGCUCCUUACAUCAAUGAAACUCCAAUCAAAGUUGAUCUCGAUCUUUACAUUCAAUCGAUUCGUCCAACAAGUGAUCAUUCGGUUCAAAGGAUAAACUUUUUGGUCACGAAAAGUUGGGAUGACUUUAGACUGCAAACGCCACGAAAUAUUGGUCCUUCUCGACGAAUCUCGCUUGAUCGACGUUGGAAAGACAUUCUUUGGAUUCCAAAUCUCUAUUUUGUCAACUCUGUUUCCGGCUCUGUAUCAUCCAAUGUCGACUCUUCCAUGUACAUUGCUCUCUCCAAUCGAACUCGCCUGCAACUUUUGGCCUUCAUCAGUUUAAACAUAGUUUGUUCCAACGAUUUUUCCAGUUAUCCAUUUGAUCAAUUGGAUUGUAACCUUGAAAUUGUGCCUCUAUCUGAAUCAGCUGAAACCGUGGUUUUGAGAUGGAAUUCCCUAUCAAUGAAUCGACUGGCCGAAGAGUCGAGUAAAUAUCGAAUUACAUAUUGGAAAGAAACGGAAUGUUCUGAAAAUCCAAUGAAAGGAAGCUCAUGCAUCAAGGCUAGUUUGAAGCUGGUUCGUCGAAUCGGAGGUCACUUGAUUUCCCAUUUUCUUCCUACCAUAUUAGCUGUUGGCCUUUCCUUUGGAGGCUUUUGGAUUCCCAUGACGGCCUAUUCAGCUCGCAUCAUCAUCAUUGUACUUUCAUUCACAAUCUUGUCCAUUCGCCAAUCAAUAACAGUGAUGAGCUUUCCUCAAACAGGCCUUUGGGCAAUCAAUGUUUGGUACACUCUUUGUACGCUCACCAUUUUCGCAUGUCUGGUUGAAUACAUUACAGCAAUCAAUGAAUCUCUUUACGCAAAACCCGGAGAAACAACUUCACCUUCAUGGUUAAGCUCCAAGUUUACCGAACUUCAGCCCAAAAUACUUAAAGAACUGUUGAAGCCAACCGACUCAAAUAACAUGGCUGACAUGAUCUCAAGGCUUGCCUUUCCGUCCAUAUUUUUCAUCAUAACAUUUUUAUAUUUACUUGUAUUUGCCAUUUAAAAGUGGGCGAACAACUGUUUUAAAAUCA
This is a messenger RNA of Tetranychus urticae (two-spotted spider mite), 1667 nucleotides long. Its product is annotated as glycine receptor subunit alpha-2. Gene Ontology annotation, cellular component: membrane. The record is from RefSeq and is a predicted model, not a curated record. Gene Ontology annotation, molecular function: transmembrane signaling receptor activity; extracellular ligand-gated monoatomic ion channel activity. NCBI's taxonomy places the organism in Eukaryota, Metazoa, Arthropoda, Arachnida, Trombidiformes, Tetranychidae. Gene Ontology annotation, biological process: monoatomic ion transmembrane transport.